This is a messenger RNA of Sitophilus oryzae (rice weevil), 964 nucleotides long. RefSeq names its product superoxide dismutase [Cu-Zn] (gene Sod1). The transcript has 2 exons. Lineage: Eukaryota; Metazoa; Arthropoda; Insecta; Coleoptera; Curculionidae. Gene Ontology annotation, molecular function: superoxide dismutase activity; copper ion binding. Gene Ontology annotation, biological process: removal of superoxide radicals. The record is from RefSeq and is a predicted model, not a curated record. The coding region runs from base 306 to 767 and encodes 153 amino acids.
CAAAAGGUUCCGUUCAGAGCAGCAAAUUCUCUGGCAAAAUAGAACAAAAAGAUAUUUUUUACUGCCAUCUUAUGACAAAUUUUAAUACUGUCAUCCUUUGGGAAUGUGUCAGUGAAUAGAUUUCUAUGUUUUUCAGUUUUUCAUAUUUUACAAUCUAGAGUCUAGAUUAUUCGAUAGUGAUUCGAUAAUUACACAACAAUACGAUUUCAAUUAUUUUAUUAAUACAUUUCACGUUGGAAAACAACGAUUACUAUACAGUUAUUUUUGUCAAGUCAUAGUUGCCGGUCGUUGAAAAUCCUAACAAAAUGGUUAAAGCAGUCGCCGUUUUAAAAAGCGAAACCGUAAACGGAACAAUCUACUUUUCACAGGAAGGUAGCGGGCCAGUUCAAGUCAACGGCCAAUUGAACGGCUUGAAACAAGGACUUCACGGAUUUCAUAUCCACGAAUUCGGCGACAACACCAACGGAUGCAUCUCCGCAGGACCCCAUUUUAACCCAUCGAAUAAGGAACACGGUGCCCCCGGUGACGCAGAAAGGCACGUCGGCGAUCUAGGUAACGUGGAAGCCGAUGACAAAGGCGUUGCUAAAGUAGCAAUAACCGACAAACAGAUAUCUCUAAACGGGGCAAAUAGCAUUAUUGGACGUACCGUAGUAGUACAUGCCGAUCAAGAUGACUUGGGUAAGGGUGGUCAUGAACUGAGCAAAUCCACUGGAAAUGCUGGAGGUAGGUUGGCUUGUGCAGUUAUUGGAUUGGCCCAACCCAAUUAACAAAGUUACAAGGGAACAAUAAAGCACCGUAUAAUUGUAUAGAAGUAAUACAUUUAUCCUUUAGUUUCCAUUAAAAAUGGUUAUUGGGGUUUUUUUGUUCAUUCCAGUUGUAUUUUGAUAUAAUUUGUUCUUUUUUUUUGUUAAUAAUGAACUGAAUAGUGUUUAAAAGUGAAAUAUAUAACCUUCAAGGAAGAAAA